CCCUACCUUUACCAGUUAUGGCCUGAUCCAGGAGCUGUUACUUUAAAUACCAUUUAAGACCAUCUGUAUAACUAUACACAAGUUCGAUAUUUGACAGAAGUGCUGUAUCGGUUGUGACACACGGUCGACCAAACAAGUCCGAGUAGACGUCAGUUCGAGGGCACACUGUGGUGCACUGGGUUACAAAAAGCAUCAGCGAGAUAACCUACAUCCAUUCGGCAACUAGACAUGGCAGCCAUGUUAAAUCAAAGCAAUGCUUCCAUUAUGGCUGCUGUCGCACUGCUGGCGGGACUGUUGAUGUUCAAUACAUCUCUGAUACUAGUGUUUUUCACUGUAUUACUAAUUCUAUGGCUGUCAACGCGGCGUCACCCUGGACUUCCCCCCGGGCCCCCUCUUCUACCACUGGUGGGCAACAUUUUUCAAAUGGAUGCCGAUCCCCGAGUGACUUUCAGCAAACUGCGACGUCAGUAUGGCAACAUCUUCAGCGUGUACAUCUUCCACAAGCCCGUCAUCGUCCUCAACGGCUACAAUGUCCACAAAGAGGCCCUGGUCAAGAACGCUGAUGUUUUCUCAGACAGGCCUCACUCCUUCCUAUCGGAUAUCUUUGGUCACAACAAAGGAAUAUUAAGCACCAACGGCUCUACAUGGAAAGACAUGAGAAAGUUCGCUGUCACCACUCUCAGAGAGUUCGGGGUGGGAAGGUCAACCAUUGAAGAGAAAAUACAGCAAGAACUGGAUAAACUUUUGAAAGCAUUUGAGGAUGAAGGUUCGAAUGAGUUUGAUUGUAAACGACUUGUCCACAAUGCUACGUCUAAUAUCGUUUCUGACCUUUGUUUCGGAAAGCAUUAUGAAUAUAAUGACCCACGAUUCAUCAGGCUGCUAGACGCAGUAGAGGAGAUAGUUUCUGAUUUAAGAGCUGCUAACGUUUUGGAUGUGUUUCCAGCUGUGAGAUUUCUACCGGGAGAUUUCUUUAACUAUAAACGCCUUAUGAGAAACAUCCAAGUACUGGAGAAAGAAGUAGCUAAACACAUUGAGGAACACGUCAACAACUACGACGAAGAUGAACCCGUUGAAGAUUUCACCUCCGCUUUCCUCAAAGAGGUGCGACACCGCAAGCAAAGAGACGAGACUUUUGAUGAAAGUCACCUAUCGAUGGUUCUGAUUGAUAUCUUCACACCCGGAACGUUUGAUAAUGCCAACAGCAUCAAAUGGUCACUACUACACCUACUGCAUUACCCGGAAGUUCAGGAGAAGUGUUUCCAGGAGAUCCAAGAACACGUCGGGUUCAACAGACGACCCUCCAUGAAGGACAAGACAAGCCUUCCUUACGUAGAAGCCACGCUUUCAGAGGUCCUGAGACACGCAGACAUGGUACCCACAGGGGUGCCACACACAGUCCCCCACGAUGUCCAGUUCCAUGGCUACACGUUCCCAAAGGGUGUCACUAUUAUUCCUAUGUUGAACUCUGUGCUUCAUGAUCCGGCAACGUGGGGGGAUCCACAAAAUUUCAGACCUGAACGCUUCCUUGACCAUGAAGGGAAAUUCCGGAAGAGGGAUGAAUUAGUUACUUUUUCUCUUGGACGCCGAGCAUGUCCUGGGGAGUCACUAGGCCGCAUGGAACUGUUCCUGGUUCUUACCACAUUGAUUCAGAGGUUCAAGUUCGUCCCUCCGAGUGGAACGCUGCAACCACUGAUAGGAAUAAUGGGCAUUGCCAACAAUGCUCCCCCUUUCAAGUGCAAAGCCAUUCCAAGGAACAUUUGAGAGGAUAGCCACUGUUUUAGAAUGGUUACAUUGCUUAGCACCUUAUGGUUCCAUGUGAAACGAAUUUUGGUUUUAUUUGAGAAAUUUGAGAUGUCCAAAUGCCAACUUUGUAGUUUAUCUGCGUGUAAGUACAAUAUAGCAUUAUAUGAUAAAACAUUUCAUUAAAUAGAGUUACAUGUAUGGAUGAGAUAUAUCCUUUGAACUUUUUUAAGUGUCCUCCUGAAAUCCCGUCGCAACCUGGUAUUUCGUAGUUUUCAAAUCUCUUUUAUCCACAGGGAUUUCCUGUGCCUGGUUUUCGCAAGAUUUCGGAAAUUAAAACCUUUUACUACCUUU
Haliotis rufescens (red abalone) is the source of this 2094-nucleotide messenger RNA. RefSeq names its product vitamin D(3) 25-hydroxylase-like. Gene Ontology annotation, cellular component: intracellular membrane-bounded organelle; cytoplasm. The record is from RefSeq and is a predicted model, not a curated record. Gene Ontology annotation, biological process: xenobiotic metabolic process. Bases 229 to 1761 code for a protein of 510 amino acids. Lineage: Eukaryota; Metazoa; Mollusca; Gastropoda; Lepetellida; Haliotidae. The transcript is spliced from 4 exons. Gene Ontology annotation, molecular function: oxidoreductase activity, acting on paired donors, with incorporation or reduction of molecular oxygen, reduced flavin or flavoprotein as one donor, and incorporation of one atom of oxygen; heme binding; iron ion binding.